AUGGCGGCCUCCAGCACCUCCAUGGCCUGGAUGGUGCUGGACUAUCAUCGCUCUCUGCGCUCCUUCGUGCCACACAAAGCCAAACAGAGCGUGGUGUCGUCGGUGAUGUACUUCCUGUGGAACCUGCUGCUGAUCUCGCCGCGGGUGGCGGUCCUCGCGCUCUUCUGCUCCGUGAUGCGCUCGCUGCUGCUGCUGCACUUCCUGUUCCUGUGGCUGGCCUUCCUGUUCUGGGCCAGGACUCAGCGCACACACUUCAUGGAGUCUCAGAGUGGGGAGUGGCUUUACCGCGGCACCGUGGGGCUCAUCUGGUACUUCAGCUGGUUCAACGUGAGCGAGGGCGGCACACGCGGGCGUAGCUUCAUCUACCAUGUGUUCAUGACAACAGACUGCACUCUGCUGCUGUCCACAUGGUGGCAGUAUAGAGACCAGGAGACCAGCCAGCUCUAUGCACCAGUGCUGCUGCUGGUGUUACCUCUGCUCUACACUUGCGGCCUGCUCCUCAAGUCCGUGUACUACUGCUGCUUCCACCCCAAACUGUGGAGGCCACGCCCCCUGGAGCAGAGGCCACGCCCCCUGGACCUGCCGGACUCGGAGCUGAGCGUGUGGGAGCUGUGUGCACAGGACAGGAGCAGUGUCCAACCACUGGUCAACCGACGCAUGAAGGCACUGGCUCACACCUUCUAUAGCAGCAAGAGAGUGUGA
Messenger RNA from Knipowitschia caucasica, 702 nucleotides. The record is from the annotation of a GenBank genome assembly. Lineage: Eukaryota; Metazoa; Chordata; Actinopteri; Gobiiformes; Gobiidae.